AUAUAGGCCCUGCAAGCCUGCGACCCCGUGGCGGUGUUGCCUCCUCCGUCCAACUCCGGCAGCUUCUCCCGCCGGGCGCUCCCCGCCUUCCUCUCCUUCAUAGGCCCCGCCACGACCGAACUCCCAUCCCAUGGGGGCUUCCGAGUCUCUCCUGGCCAGGCAGCCGCAGCAGCAGCAGCGACCGCAGUGGGCGGACGAGAUCACGACGGUAUCCGACGGCCGGCGCGACGCCGCGAACGAAGACCCUCUCCUCCGCCGCAUCCGGUCACUUACCAUCGCCCCGCCGCUGUUGAGCGGUCAGCCAGCGGCGGGCUCGGAGACGGAGACCAGCUUCACUGAUAUUCUUGUACGGAAACCCUCCGGCUCCUCCUCGGCGGCCUCUGGCAAUUUGAGUCCAAAUCUGAUGUUUGAGCUUUUCGCUAUGUACCGUGAAUGGCAAGAAGAGAUGGCCAAGGAAAUCAGUGGAAGACAGGGAGAGCUAGAAAAUAAGAUAGAAACGGCAGAUGCAUUGGCUGUUAAACUUCUCCAGCGGUUCAAUUACUCUGUUUCUUCGAUGAGAUCAACCUCUCACAAUCUUGCUGAAGUUCAUCCACUGCAGGUGGAAGUUGGUGAAUUGAAGGGCAGGUUAACUGAAGUAAUAAGUAACUGUGAUGCAUUGUGCAAGAGGAUUACUGCAGAAGGGCCAGAAAGUUUGCGAACGUCCGUUGAACCUUUCACCACUGGCAUACUGGGGACGGGAGGUGGAUCCCCUGGCCCAAAAGAGCAACCCUGAGGACACUAAUAUGCCUGAUUGUCUGAACUGCUGGUGACAUAAAAGGCACUGCAGGGAACUACAUAGUUACUCCCUCCGUUCGGAAUUACUUGUCGCGGAAAUGGAUCUAUCUAGAUGUAUUUUAGUUCUACAUACAUCCAUUUCCGAGACAAGUAAUUCCGAACGGAGGGAGUACUACGGAGGAUGUCGAUCAGAACGAUGUGCCAUGGGACAUACUUCCUCCGUCCGUAAAUAGUGUUAGAUACAUCUGUUUGAGCGACAACUAAUUCUGGAUAGAGGGAGUACUCUUUUCUAGAUUGAUUGGAUUAUUGGUUUCCUUUUGUUGGAGUUCAUUCUCUCCUCUUGUAGUGCUUAA
Messenger RNA from Triticum urartu, 1127 nucleotides. RefSeq lists its product as uncharacterized. NCBI's taxonomy places the organism in Eukaryota, Viridiplantae, Streptophyta, Magnoliopsida, Poales, Poaceae. The record is from RefSeq and is a predicted model, not a curated record.